This is a messenger RNA of Fusarium odoratissimum NRRL 54006, 2736 nucleotides long. Its product is annotated as MFS transporter, SP family, general alpha glucoside:H+ symporter. The transcript has 4 exons. Gene Ontology annotation, cellular component: membrane. Bases 478 to 1893 code for a protein of 471 amino acids. Lineage: Eukaryota; Fungi; Ascomycota; Sordariomycetes; Hypocreales; Nectriaceae. Gene Ontology annotation, molecular function: carbohydrate:proton symporter activity. The record is from RefSeq and is a predicted model, not a curated record. Gene Ontology annotation, biological process: transmembrane transport; carbohydrate transport.
CUUUGAUCCGACCAUCCGCCCCUAGAAUAAAAGUUGUUGACCAUUGGAUCCAUUUUUUACCAGGAAAAGGUCCCUUUCAGACUCUAUCAUACUUUCUCUCUUCUUGUGCUUCUCUCUCUCUCUCUGCGCUUUGCUCUGCUUGUUCUCUGUUGCUGCUACGUACUGGUGCAGGUCGUGUGUGAGUGAAGAGUGGUUAUCAUUGUUGUCGCCCACAGAUUCUCUGUUGUUUUCUCGUGUCUCCUUGUGGUCCAUCUGAAGUGUCACCUUUCUCGCACACGUUGAACUUCAUACUCGUAUGACUUCGUUCAACAUUCCACCCCAUCACCACAUCAAGCGUAUUUGGAAAAGCUUUGAUCGUAUUGCUUGGCCCCUCUCCGUCCGUUGCAGUGCUCUCCAACAGUCGUCUUCAGCUUUGUAAGUCAGGUGUUGAUUGGUUGAUAAGCCCAUCUUCACGACCAGACUCAGGAAGCUGAAGUCAUGGCGGGCAAACAAGACAUGGUGACGCCGGCCCCGGCAGCGGCCCCGCCUUCGAAGAACACCCCCGAAAACACGGCCGCCGUGGACUCGGCCGCUGAGGACAACACCGACCCCAGCAAGACGCAUAUCAACAUCGUCGAGCAUGCCCGUUCGGCUGCCCACAAGGAGCGUACCAUGACCCUCCGCCAGGGCAUCAAGCUCUAUCCCAAGGCCAUUUUCUGGAGUAUCCUCAUCUCCACAUGUAUUGUAAUGGAGGGCUAUGACAUCUCUCUCGUCAAUAACUUUUAUGCCUUCCCGCAGUUCAACAAGAAGUAUGGCGUCCUUGGUGAUGAUGGAGAAUACCAGGUACCGGCUGCGUGGCAAGCUGGUCUGAGUAACGGAGCCCAUUGCGGUGAGAUCAUUGGUCUUUUCAUCAACGGAUGGAUCUCAGAACGAUUUGGUUAUCGUUACACUGUCAUGGCCUGUCUUGUCUGUGUAGCUGGCUUCACAACCAUCUUCUUUACCGCCCAGAACGUUCAGACCCUGCUUGUUGCUGAGAUACUUUGUGGUAUUCCGUGGGGUAUCUUCCAAACAUUGACCAUCACCUACGCAUCUGAAGUUUGUCCUGUUGCUCUGCGUGGGUACUUGACGACGUAUGUCAACUUCUGCUGGGGCCUUGGCCAGGAGAUCGGCAUAGGCGUCAUUCACGCCAUGCUCAAGCGCGACGAUGAAUGGGCGUACCGCAUUCCAUAUGCUCUCCAGUGGAUGUGGCCCUUGCCGCUCCUCAUUGGCAUCUUUUUUGCGCCUGAAUCGCCGUGGUGGCUGGUCCGAAGAGGUCGCACCCAGGAUGCUAAGGAGGCAUUGCUUCGCUUGACCAGUCUCGACCGCGAGACUGACUUUGACGCCGACGAAACUAUCGCCAUGAUGGUACAUACAACUGCCCUUGAAGAGAAGAUCACAUCUGGUGCAAGUUACUGGGACUGCUUCAAGGGCACCGACCUUCGCCGUACCGAGAUCGUAUGCAUGAUCUGGGCCAUUCAGAACCUAAGCGGCAAUUCAUUCUCCAACUAUUCCACCUACUUCCUUGAACAGGCUGGACUAUCAGCCGACAAGGCAUAUUCAUUUGCCCUUGGCCAGUACGGCAUCAAUAUGGCCGGAGUUUUUGGUGCUUGGGGUCUUAUGACUUUGGGUAUUGGCAGACGAUCCUUAGUUCUCUAUGGUCUCUGCGGUCUUUGUUCCAUGUUGCUCAUCAUGGGUUUCCUUGGUCUAGUGCCCGAGGCUCAUCGAAGUCAAUCAUCGCUAGCCACAGGCUGUAUGAUGAUUGUAUGGGCGCUGUUCUACCAGCUGACCAUUGGAACUGUAUGCUAUUCUCUUGUGGGAGAAUUGUCAUCCCGGCGUUUGCAGAUCAAGACAGUUGUUCUUGGCCGUAACCUCUAGUAAGUCACGAAUAUUGUGAAAGACAGGGACGCUGUCCUCAGUUGGCGUUUAGCUAUGAUGAAACUGUUGUUACUGAGAGCUAACCACAUUUGACAACAGCAACGUCGUGGGCAUUAUCAACAGCGUUUUGACUCCUUAUAUGCUAAACCCCACAGCCUGGGAUUGGGGUAAUUAUGCGGGAUUCUUCUGGGGCGGUAUUUGCUUCUUGUGCAUCAUCUACACCUUCUUCCGGUUACCAGAGCCAAGCGGGCGCACAUUUGCGGAGCUCGACGUGCUUUUUGAGCGAGGUAUCAGCGCAAGGAAGUUCGCGUCUACUGAGGUGGAUGUAUUCCAUGAGACCGUGGAGGAGAAUGUCAUGAAUCGGUACGAAGAACUCGCGGACGCACCCUCCGAGAAGGUCCACGACAAAGCAUAGGUUGGCAGAUUGUAACUGCUCAGCCCCCUACGCACUCUGACCCCAGUGCAAGAGAUGAAUAAUGUUGUCGAGAUGAUUAUACUCCAACCUUGCAAAUAUCCCAGCAAAGCAUCAGAUGUUCAGCUGAAAUGCGCCACAGGUAAGAUGAAGAGAUCUUGCUAAGGGGAUAUCUCGGAUCUUGGUCGGCAUUGACAUUUGCCUUGGCACUUGCAUCACAUCGGCGUUGGCGUUUGGGAGUAAGUUCCAUAUCCUUAUGGACUUGCAAAAUGUAGUUGCAAAAAACGGGAGGCUCCAGUAUGUGAUUUAGUUGAAGACGUCACGAUAAUUGACUUAAUGAUUCCCUUGGUAGAUGCUGUAUUUCUUUUGGUGUGAAAUUGACCGGUGUUUGAAGCCCCCACGUUUUGGUAAUUUCAGUUUGAAAUGUUUGG